CACGUCACCAUCACUCUCAUGGCCAAAAAGCUUCUCGUACUCAUAGAUCAUUUGUGUUCUUUCGUUUGAGAUAAACUCAGAGACGUGUAGCUUCACUACUUCCACAUACUCAAUAGAGAAAGAGAUGGCUACCGAAACCGUAUUGGCGACGGCAGUGAGCAAUGGCGGAAGCAAAAUAUGCUGCAAGUCCGGUCCAGGUUACGCGACGCCUCUCGCCGCCAUGGCUGGUCCACGGGAAAAGCUCAUCUACGUCACCGCCCUCUACUCUGGAACGGGGCGAGACAAACCGGACUACUUGGCAACGGUGGACGUGGAUCCAAGUUCACCUACUUAUUCAAGCGUCAUUCACAGAUUGAAAAUGCCUUAUGUGGGAGAUGAGCUUCACCACACUGGUUGGAACUCUUGCAGCUCUUGCCAUGGUGAUGCUUCUGCUGAUAGACGUUACCUCGUCUUGCCAGGCUUAAUAUCUGGUCGUAUUUAUGCAAUCGACACAAAGACCGAUCCAAAGGCUCCCUCUCUGUAUAAGGUUAUAGAGCCUAAGGAGAUUGCUGAGAAGACAGGAUUAGCAUUUCCACACACGUCUCACUGCCUCGCCUCGGGGGAUAUGUUGGUGUCUUGCCUUGGGGAUAGAGAAGGAAACGCUAAAGGGAAUGGGUUUCUCCUUCUUGACUCUGACUUCAAUGUGAAAAGCAGGUGGGAUAAACCAGGAAAUAGCCCUUUGUUUGGGUAUGAUUUCUGGUACCAACCUCGGUUCAAGACAAUGAUCAGCACUUCUUGGGGAGCACCUAAAGCCUUCUCCAACGGUUUUGAUCUCCAGCACGUUGCUGAUGGAUUGUACGGAAGUCAUUUACAUGUUUAUAGUUGGCCUGAAGGUGAAAUGAAGCAAGUUAUUGACCUUGGAAAUACUGGACUCUUACCUCUUGAGAUUAGGUUCUUGCAUGAUCCGUCUAAAGAUACAGGGUAUGUUGGGAGUGCGUUGUCGAGUAAUAUGAUUAGAUUUUUCAAGAACAGUGAUGAUACAUGGAAUCAUGAGGUGGUUAUAUCAGUAAAACCGUUGAAGGUCGAAAACUGGAUUCUUCCAGAGAUGCCGGGGCUUAUUACCGACUUCUUGAUCUCACUCGAUGAUCGGUUUUUCUACUUUGUGAACUGGCUUCAUGGAGAUGUUCGUCAGUACAACAUAGAAGACCCUAAAAACCCUGUAUUAACCGGACAGAUUUGGGUCGGAGGAUUACUACAAAAGGGUAGUCCUUAUAAGGCUGUUGGAGAAGAUGGUAACACUUACCAAUUCGAUGUUCCUGAGAUCAAGGGGAAAUCUCUACGAGCAGGACCUCAGAUGAUUCAACUGAGCCUCGAUGGGAAACGAUUGUAUGCGACAAACUCGCUGUUCAGCGCAUGGGACCGUCAGUUUUACCCGGAAAUCAUGGAGAAAGGCUCACACAUAAUCCAAAUCGAUGUUGACACAGACAAAGGUGGUCUCACCAUAAACCCUGACUUCUUUGUAGACUUUGGUGAUGAACCAGACGGUCCUGCACUUGCUCAUGAGAUGAGGUAUCCCGGCGGAGACUGCACUUCCGAUAUCUGGAUUUGAAUAAUUUGGCUUCUCUCAAAGAGUGAAGCUGGCUGGAUUUGUGUGACUCACUGUUAUUAUGUUUCAAUAUAGUGUGUUGUAAUAAACAAGUGGUGGCUAGUUUCGUGAUCCAUAUCAUUAAAGUUGGUUACACUGACUAGUUAUCUACUCCUUUGUUGCUUA
Camelina sativa (false flax) is the source of this 1750-nucleotide messenger RNA. Its product is annotated as selenium-binding protein 2. The record is from RefSeq and is a predicted model, not a curated record. Gene Ontology annotation, molecular function: selenium binding. Lineage: Eukaryota; Viridiplantae; Streptophyta; Magnoliopsida; Brassicales; Brassicaceae.